Molecule: messenger RNA, 1215 nt
Organism: Penicillium soppii
Lineage: Eukaryota; Fungi; Ascomycota; Eurotiomycetes; Eurotiales; Aspergillaceae
Product: DUF3431 domain-containing protein
Exons: 3
Coding region: 1-1215 (404 amino acids)
Source: RefSeq, a predicted model, not a curated record
AUGAGGACUACAUUACGAACCGCGAUAAUCCUCGCGCUAGUUGCGACUGUGUUCCUGGUGAAAUUUCACCUCGAUUCCUUUUCGCAAUGGCAAGAUAGCGGCGAUCACAGAGAAGCCGCCACACGAGACUUCUUUGUACUAGAAGAUGGCGACGUAUAUAUCGAGCAGGUCUCGGCUGAUCUGACACCGACCGCAUCACACAAACCGACACGAAGGAAAUGGACUCCCACGCCUCAACCAACGCCCCGUCCAAUGUCCGCCAGUGCGCAAACGAAGCGCAUUCCUGUUGAUGUCCCCGGCGCGGAAUGGGCUGGCCAAGAUCCAUUCUUCCGACCCAGAAGGCCAAAUAAAUUGACCGAUUCGCAAAGAUUUCAUGCGCAGCAACUCGCGCCGCUACCGCAUAUUAAUAAUGUGCAAAAGAUACCACCACCUUCAUCGGCUGCGCCGGCCCGUCCGAAGAUCACUCCGAAAUCUGAUCGAAUAAUCGUUUUGGGAAAAAUGUCCUAUGAAGAUACCAGCUGGUUGGAGGAUGAAUUGCCCGAAUGGCAACACGCAGUAUACCUCGUCGAUGACCCGAGCGCAUCCCUCCAUGUGGAACAAAAUAAAGGCAAAGAAAGCAAUGCCUAUCUGCAAUAUAUUCUAGAAAACUACGACAAAUUACCCCAAUACAUGGUCUUCCUGCACGCACACCAAUACAGCUCGCACGUCGAAUUCUGGGAGCAGGACAACGUCCUCACCGUCCAAAGACUGCAACUCGAUUAUCUGCGCAGAGCAGGAUAUCUCAACCUGCGCUGCGACUGGAGUCCCGGCUGCCCGGACGAAGUCCAGCCAUUCCGACAAAUGGCAGGGCGCACCACCGAACUCGCCUUCGCGGGGGCCUGGAUGCGCAUUUUCAACAACACAAAUGUCCCCGAGAUAGUCGCCACGCCGUGCUGUGCCCAGUUUGCCGUGACUCGGGAGCAGGUUCUUGCGCGGCCGCGCAGUGAUUAUGAGUCUUAUCAUCAUUGGCUUAUGACGACUGAAUUAGAUGACGAGACGAGUGGGCGUGUGUUUGAAUACUUGUGGCACAUCAUUUUCGGGCAGGAUCCCGUGUUUUGUCCUGCGAAGGAGCAGUGUUACCGGAAUGUAUAUGAUAUGGACUAUGAGGAGCCGGAGGAUCCAUUUGGUGAUAACUUCUGGGACAAUUGGUUGGAUGAUGUUUCCGAUGAGAUAUGA